Messenger RNA from Erigeron canadensis, 668 nucleotides. Its product is annotated as E3 ubiquitin-protein ligase RNF144A-like. Bases 1 to 660 code for a protein of 219 amino acids. NCBI's taxonomy places the organism in Eukaryota, Viridiplantae, Streptophyta, Magnoliopsida, Asterales, Asteraceae. Gene Ontology annotation, biological process: ubiquitin-dependent protein catabolic process; protein polyubiquitination; positive regulation of proteasomal ubiquitin-dependent protein catabolic process. The transcript has a single exon. Gene Ontology annotation, cellular component: ubiquitin ligase complex; cytoplasm. The record is from RefSeq and is a predicted model, not a curated record. Gene Ontology annotation, molecular function: zinc ion binding; ubiquitin conjugating enzyme binding; ubiquitin protein ligase activity.
AUGGCGGAUGAUCUAAUAAUAAGAAUUCCAAAGAGCCUAGCACAACUAUCUCUUCUGGAUGAUGAAGAUUCAUUGUUGGUCACAUGCGACAUCUGCUUUGAACCCGUGAUGUUUCCGAACAAACAGUUCCAAAACAGCAAUCGAUGCAUCCACCGGUUCUGCACGGAUUGUGUCAUCAGAUAUAUACAAACAAAACUCGAAGACAACGUCUCAGACAUCAAAUGCCCUUGCACCACAUGUGCUCACUCUCUCGAUCCCCUGUCAUGCCGCCCCAUUGUUUCAAACCGGCUGUUCACCCGAUGGUGUGACGCGUUAUGUGAGUCGACGGCGUUGGGCUUUGAAGGAGUUUAUUGCCCUAACAACGAGUGCUCGGAGUUGAUUAUGAACGAGUUUGGGGAUGGCAAUGUGAAGAGAUGUGUUUGCCCUGCUUGCACGAAACCCUUUUGUUUCCAGUGUAAGGUUCCGUGGCAUGAUGGCUACACGUGCGAAGAGACGAGGGACGGAAACAAUGUCGAUUUUGCUGUGGUUUGCGAGAAGAAUGGAUGGAACUGGAAGAGAUGCCCCAAGUGUGGCCACUGUAUUGAGAUUGAUCUAUAUUGUUACAGAGUUGGUUGCUGGAUUCUUAAAUGCAGGUUUGUUCUUCUUAAUUAUUUUUUCUAGAAGACGUA